CCUGGGGGGGUUACAGUCCACUCGAGUCACUCACCAUGGCCGGACGGACGUUUCUACGUUGUAUGAUCAUCGCAUACCUUCUGUGCGGCGUGGCCGCGCGGGGCAGCUUCAGAAAAAAACUUUCCAGAGUUCUCAAUCCAAAACGAAUCUUACAAAAGAUCGGGGUGAUUAAGAAGAAGGACCCGGCGCCGCCGCCACCACUACCGCCGCCGCCGCCACCGCCUCCAAGCAUUCCACAGGAGCCACCAGUGGUAGACGUUCCCAGGUUUACUCUGGUGGCUCCGGACCUGCUGAGGACCGACAGCCCGGAGAACAUCUACCUGCAGGCGGAAAGCAUCGACAGCCCCGUGGAGGUGGUCGUCACCGUGACCGACUUCACCAAGACCAACAUGCUCUUCACAGACACCGUCACGCUGGAUCGGAGCAACGGCUUCCACGCCCUCAAGUCUGUCCAGAUUCCCUCCGAUCCGUUGAAUCGCGACGAGACAAAGAACAAGUACGUGAUAGUGAAGGUGAAAUUCGGAGACCACCACGUGGAGGAGCGGACCGUCCUGGUGUCCUUCCACUCCGGGUACAUCUUCAUCCAGACGGACAAGCCCAUCUACAACCCCGGAGACGAGGUGCGCCUGCGGGCGUUUGUGUCGUCGCUCUCCUUCAAGGCUUCCAACAGCUCUCUGACCGUCGACAUCCAGAACCCGGAAGGAGUGGUGCUCAAGCAGGUCCUGAGGACCAGGGCUUCUUCCGGCAUCUUUUCCGACUCGUUUUACCUGACGGAAAUGGCCAAUGAGGGCAUGUGGAAGGUGAUUGCCAAGUUGGACCACUGGCAGCAGAACACCUUCACCUCCCACUUUGAGGUGAAGAAAUACGUGCUGCCUGCCUUCAACCUGACCUUGGUGCCAAGCAAGUCCUUCCUGACACUGGAUGACAACGAACUGGAGGUGGAGGUCUGGGCCAGGUACUUGUACGGGGAGCCGGUUCAGGGGACGGCCUACGUGUCGUUCGGCCUGAACGUCAACAAGGAGAUGAGAAGGUUGCCUUCGGUCAAGCAGGUGUCCAAUCUGGAGGGCGGCGUGGUCAAGCUGAGCGUGGACGAGCUGAAGGCGGCCUACCCCGAUGUCGGGACUUUGCUGGGGAACUCCAUCUACGUCAAAGCGUCUGUUCUCACCAAGACGGGCAGUGACCUGGUGGAAGCUGAGAAGACGGGCAUCAAGAUUGUCGACUCUCCUUACGUCCUGACCUUUAAAGACACGGUCAAAUACUUCAAACCGGGACUCCCCUUUGACUUCACCAUCCAAGUGAGCCACCACGACGGUUCCCCGGCCCGCAACGUCCCGGUGAAGGUCAACCUCCUGCAGGAUCCCGUGAUGGUCAGCUCGGGCACGGCCAGGCUCACCGCCAACAUGCCCAAAAGUCACAGCCAAGCCCUGGUGGCCGAGACCCAGCAGGCCGACCUCGGGGCCCGGCGGCAGGCCAAAGCCCAAAUGCUCCUGUCGCCGUACGCCAGCUUCUCCCCGCACAGCCCCAACUACUUGUACAUCUCCAGCAGCAGCAACGCGGCGUCUCCGGGCGACACGCUGGCUCUCACCUUCACCGUCCAAACGGCCGAGCAGAACGUCCGGCAACACCUCAAGCACAUCAGCUACCUGGUGAUGAACAAAGGCCGGUUGGUGGAAGCUCAGCGAGUGGACGUGAGCGGUCAGCUGGUGACCAGCGCGCGAGUGGCGGUGACGGCCGACUUGAUGCCGUCCUUCCGCGUGGUGGCCUUCUACAGCCUGCCCACCCAGGAGGUGGUGGCCGACUCCAUCUGGGUGGACGUGACCUCGUCCUGCCUCCCGGAUCUGAGCGUGGGCCCGGUCGGCGUCGGGCCGCCAUACUACACGCCGGGCAAGAACUUGCGGCUGCGGCUCCGAGGCCCGCCGGGGGCCGGCGUCAGCCUGCUGGCCGUGGACAACUCUGUGUUUCUGCUCAAGAAGGAGCGACUGACGCAGAGCAAGGUGUGGGAGACGGUGGAGCGAGGCGACUUGGGCUGCACCCGCGGGGGAGGCGGCGACGCCAGGAGGCUCUUUGGGGACGCCGGCCUGCUCUACGCAUCCAGCACCGGAGUCAGAACCGACACCAGGAAAGACUUGCGCUGCCCCGUCAGCACCAGGAGGAGGCGCUCUGCUCAACUUUUGCAGAGGAAAGCUCAGCUGGAGAGUCACUACAAGGAGAAGCUGUCGCAUCGCUGCUGCAACGACGGCCUUCGGGCCGUGCGCAUGCCGUACUCGUGCACGCGGCGCUCCCUCUACAUCACCGAGGGCUGGGAGUGCAUCCGGGCCUUCCGCUUCUGCUGCGCCAGCUACCGAGGCGAAGCGCUGGACACGGAGAUGCCCAGCACGGCGCUGCCCACCACCACCCCGCUGCCGCCCACCACCACCCCCCGACCCGUCCCCACUCGCCUCCACCUCGGCAGAGAUAUCUUUGAUUGGGGAGGAAGGCGCACGGUGGAAGUUGUCGCCUACAGCGACGCCCACAAGACCUUGUCGCCCAGGGUUUACGCCAGGGGAUUCGCCAUCGCCAAGGAGACCCAAGUCCUCACCCAACAAGCGGAGCGCUUUGAGGAGGGAGACGACGAGUACCUGGAGGAGGAGGAGGAGGUGUACCUGGAGGAGCGGGACGUGUACCUGCGCUUUCGCUUCUACGAGUCGUGGCUGUGGACCGAGGUCCGGCUGCCCGAUCAGGCCGACGCUGACGGGUUGGCGUCGGCCGAGCUGAGCCAGCCUCUGCCCGACAGCAUCACCGAAUGGGGCGUCCUGGCCGUCAGCUCCUCGCCAAACACCGGUUUCUGCGUGGCCGAGCCGUACAACAUCAAGGCGUGGAAGCGCUUCUUCGUGGACUUGAAGCUUCCGUACUCGGUGGCCAGGAACGAGCAGGUGGAGAUUAAAGCCGUCAUCCACAACUACGGAGACGACGAGCUGCACGUGCGGGUGGUGCUGAUGAAGACGGAAGGCAUGUGCAGCGUGGCCUUCCGUGAGCGCCACACUCAGGAAGUCACGCUGGCGGCGGGCACGUCCAAGGCGGUGGCCUACACCAUCAUGCCCCUGGCGGUGGGGCGCCUCCCCAUCGAGGUGAUGGCGGUGGCCCGGGACUCCAUGGGCGGAGACCGCGUGCAGAAACUCCUGCGGGUGGUGAUGGACGGCGUCCAAAAGACCAAAGUCUGGAGUGCCGUCUUGAACCCGGCGGCCGAAGGAGGUAAGCAGAGCGUCCGGGUGGGCAAGGUGGAACUGGAGGGCGUGGUGCCAAACUCCACGCCAGAAACCUUCAUCAACGUACGAGGGAACGUGUUGGCCGACAGCAUCGACAACUCCAUCGCCGACGACUCGCUGGCGUCUCUGAUCCGCAUGCCGGGCGGCUGCGUGGAGCAGAACCUGGCCACCAUCACGCUGCCGCUCAUCGCCACCGUCUACCUGGAGAAGACGGACGACUGGGAGGCGGUGGGGGUGGAGCGCAAGGCCGACGCCCUCAAAUACAUCAGGAGAGGCUAUAAGAACCAGCUGGUCUACAAGAAGAGCGAAGGCUCCUACCCCCCCUACAGGAGGGAGGGCGCAAGCACCUGGAUCACGGCGUACGUGGUGAAGGUGUUCUCCAUGGCCUACUCGGUCAUCGGCGUGGACCCGCAGCAAGUGUGCGACCCGCUGGGCUUCCUGGUGCGCAACAAGCUCCGAUUGCCCGACGGACGCUUUGUGGAGGACAACCCCGUCUACAGUACCACCAUGACUGGCGGCGUGCGCGGCGACGACCCCGAGAUCACGCUGACGGCGUUUGUCCUCAUCGCCUUGGCCGAGGCCAAGCAGACAGGAAUCCAAUGCAGCCAGCAAAGUCUGCAGGAGGAGGCCAUCAUCAGCGCAGCGGCCUUCCUGGGGAAGGCGCUGGCAACGUCAGGCCGGCGGCCGUACACGGUGGCCAUCGCUUCCUACGCGCUGGCCUCGGCAGGAAGAGACCCCGAGCGCACCGUCGCACAGCUCCUCGCGGCGUCUCCCGACGGCAGCCACUGGCCAGACGCUCACAAUCAUCUGUUCUCGCUGGAGGCGAGCGCUUACGCCUUGCUGGCCUUGGUCAAGAUGGCUCGCAUGCCGGAGGCCGCCAAAGUUUUCAAGUGGAUCAACGGCCAGCGCAGGCUGGGCGGAGGCUACGGUUCUACUCAGGCCACCAUGGUAGUGCUGCAGGCGCUCUCCGAGUACCUGAUGAAGUCUCGGGUCACCAGAGACCUCACCCUGAACGUGGACGUCAAGAUGACGGGCCGACGAGACGUCCGGUACCAUUUCGACGCCAGGACCGCCUACGCCGCCCACUCGUCACGGCUUCCGGCUAAUCUGGACCUGACGGUGGAGGCCACAGGCAGCGGGCAGGGGAUACUGGAGGUGGUGACAUACUACAACCAGCUGCAUGAGGUGGACCAAAAGACACCUUGCCAAAACUUUGAGCUCAGUGUCCACCUUGAGGAAUCCAGCGAAAAGCCCCCAGCAGAUGUAGAGAAGUCCUACGUGAUGACCAUCAAAGUCAGGGCGUUAGGGUCCAGCGACCUCAGGAUGGUGGUGCUGGACGUUAGCCUGCCCACGGGCUUCACCCCCGAAAACUCGGACCUGGAGACGCUGUCCAAUUCGGUGGACCGCUACAUCAACAACUUCAAGAUGGUGGACAACCUCAGCGACAGGGGCUCCCUCUUCAUCCACCUCUUCAAGGUGUCCCACAAGGAACCGGAAAUCCUGAUCUUCAGACUCCAGCAGAACUUCAAAGUGGGCCUCCUGCAGCCCUCCUCGGUCACCGUGUACGAGUACUACAACCCCGACCAGCGCUGCACUAAGACCUACGAGCCCCCUCGGGACCAGGAGCAUCUGACGCACAUCUGCAAGGACAACAUCUGCCGCUGCACGCAGGGCGACUGCUGUGUGGCCAAAAGAGACGAGCAGCGCUUUGGUGCCGGUGAAAGGGAGGCCUUUGCCUGCAAGUCGCUGCACCACGUUUUCCUGGUCAAGGUUUUGAGCGUCCAGCAGAGCUACUACGACAACUACGAGCUGGAGAUAGUACGAGUCGUCAAACUGGGCGUGGAGGCGGGAGUGAAGGCGGGUCAGAGCAGGACCUUUGUGUCCCACGCCGGCUGCAGGGACGGCUUGGCCCUGGUGGUGGGCUCCCAAUACCUGCUGAUGGGACCCAAGGAGGAGCGCUGGCACGUGGACACGGACAACGACAGCUUGGUGUACACGUUGGGGGCGGGCACGUGGCUGGAGCGCUGGCCGUCGCCCGACCAAUGCGCCGGCGAAACGCUGCGGGACAAAUGCGCCAAGCUGGCCGCCACCGCCGCCGAGCUGUCGCUCAACGCGUGUCGCUUGUGAGACGCUCGUCGGCGUCAACGGGACUUUUUUGUCUUACUUUUGUGCCGCCGGCCGCUUCAAAAUGGCAAAUGAGCACUUGGACACAUCCGCUACAAUAAAAGCCUCCCAUCAAGAA
Molecule: messenger RNA, 5487 nt
Organism: Syngnathus acus (greater pipefish)
Lineage: Eukaryota; Metazoa; Chordata; Actinopteri; Syngnathiformes; Syngnathidae
Product: complement C3-like
Exons: 45
Coding region: 36-5372 (1778 amino acids)
Cellular component (GO): extracellular region
Molecular function (GO): protein binding; endopeptidase inhibitor activity
Source: RefSeq, a predicted model, not a curated record